Molecule: messenger RNA, 1164 nt
Organism: Malania oleifera
Lineage: Eukaryota; Viridiplantae; Streptophyta; Magnoliopsida; Santalales; Ximeniaceae
Product: putative F-box/LRR-repeat/kelch-repeat protein At1g11620
Exons: 1
Coding region: 1-1164 (387 amino acids)
Molecular function (GO): protein binding
Source: RefSeq, a predicted model, not a curated record
AUGUCUUCCAAAUUAGUGAAGCGGUCGCCGGAGUUUUCCGGCCGACUCCCUGACCUGCCGACAGAUACCAUCGACGAGAUCUUGGUGCGUCUCCCGCCGAAGUCCAUCGGGAGACUCCGGUGCGUCUGCAAAUCGUGGGCCGCCCUUACUUCCUCUCCUUCCUUCAUCAAUGCCCACCUCGACCACCACUCCUCCAAGAACAGCAACCACCAGAUCCUCUGCACCCUACCUUUCUGGGACCCUAGCCACUUUCACUCAAUCUACCUCCUCCGCCGCGGCGCCGGCGCCGCUCCUCUCAUCCUCAACUUCCCGCCUUCCAUUCGCUUCGACAACCACGCCGAAAGUCAGCUCCGGGUCAGUUCCCACCGCGGGUUGGUCUGCCUCUGGACUCACCACCCCACGUCCCCCAUUUACCUCUGGAACCCAUUAACCGGGGAAUCCCGCACGCUCCCGCCCAGCCGCUACCGCUCGUCCCGCAGCGUGAGGUACGUCUGGGCGGGCCUCGGUUCCCUCCAGUUGAGCGACGGCACCAAGGAUUACAAGGUGGUGAGGGUCUCCCGGUUCAAAAACAAAGAAGUACUGGAGAUUAAGGCGGAGGUGUACAGCCUGAGGAGGGGGAGUUGGAAAGACGUGACCGUCAACUCGAAGUCGCCGUUGAUCUGCUUGUGCAACGGCGAGGUGGCGGUGGCUAAUCAGUCGGUGAACUGGAUCGGGAUGCAGAAGCCGUUUGGGUUCGCGGUGGCGUCGUUCGACGUGGAGGCAGAGGCGUUCCGGUGCAUAGAAUUUUCAGAGAGGGGGCGGCUGUUUAUGCCGAGGAUAGGGGUGUGGAGGGGGAGGGUGGGAGUGUUGGCGGAGACGGAGACGGGAGAGUGGGAGGUGUGGGUGAUGAGAGAGACGUCGUGGGAAAGAGCGUUUGUGUAUAGGCCGGGGGAGGAGUGCAUGGAACGGGCGAGGCCGGUAGGGUUUACGAUGGGCGGGGAGGUAUUGUUGGCGGCGAAGGGGAAGAAUAGGAUGGGGAUGGUAGCGAGGAAGGAGUGGGGGGAGACGGGAGUGGGAGUGAAGAUGGUGGAUGAGGAAUUUCUGCUGCCAAUGGAUGCAGACGUGGUGAACAUGUAUCUGUGUGCCUUUUGUUCUCAUGUGGAGAGUUUGGUUUCGGUUCAUUAA